Messenger RNA from Vanessa atalanta (red admiral), 1084 nucleotides. RefSeq lists its product as uncharacterized. NCBI's taxonomy places the organism in Eukaryota, Metazoa, Arthropoda, Insecta, Lepidoptera, Nymphalidae. The record is from RefSeq and is a predicted model, not a curated record. Bases 180 to 536 code for a protein of 118 amino acids. The transcript is spliced from 3 exons.
UUUUCUUGUCGUAUGUGGCGUCUUGUGUAUUUAUCUUUCUUUUUAAUAUUUUAAUAAAAAUUGCAUUUAUUUAGUGUUUUUUAUAUAACUUUACGUUUACUUUAAAUGGUUAGGUGUAAGUGUUCAUAAUCAUAAGGAAAUAGUAAAGUAGCGCUUGAAUUCAGUUUUCUAAGUCUAAAAUGGAUAGAAAUAAUAUGAGAUCAAAUUAUGUGAAUAGUGGACCUAGGUCUCUACCACACAUGGGAGGUGGCAAGCGUCACAAUGGCAAUGGUCACAAUGGGUCCCGGCUCAGCCCACCAGCACAGACUGCCAACAAUAAUCACAAUAACAGCAAUCACCAUGAUGAUCUGAUUAAUUAUAUUUUUGAAUCCUGGAAUAAGGUAACUCGUGAACUAGAAAGAGGCAGCGAUGAAGCAAAAUACUAUCAAGACGUUUUAGGUCCACGACAGCUGGCUAAUUUUAGACCAUUUAACCUGGAGGAGUGGUGGGGUCGUCGUGUUAUCCAGAGCAUAAAUCGUAAUAAGCAUCGGUCUUAGUUCUUACAAAGUGGCGAGUUAUUGAUAUCUCAUUGUGACAUCAUGGCUUCACAAUAUUUUCUUCUGAUCAUACUUUUGGUACAUUCUUGGACUAGUUUUCAAAGUUGGUAUUGGUAGAUUGAAAUGUAUAAUAUUUAAAUAUAAUUAGAUCAUUUUUCAUAUUAUUAUGUGGGAAAUAAUUAUUAGGCAUUUGUUACAUCGUGGGAAAACCAUAAAUGUGUUCCAUAAUAUGUUUUUAAUAACUCUUUUGAUGAACAAACGAUUAUUAUAAAAAGAAGUAAUAAGUUAGUAUAAUUAAGUAUGCUUUACAAAAUUAUUUUCUUCAAUUAAUGUAACUUACAUUAAUUUAUUGACAGAAAUAAAUAUAAUUCAGGCUAAGUACACUAAACACAUUUCUAGGCACGAUAUUCACUAAAGAUCACUAUUGAAUUUAUCUAAAUAAUCUUUUUUAUUUGCACGAUAAUUCUCACAUACAAUAUUUAAAAUAGUAUGUACUAAAUUUAUUGUAUUGUACACAUUAAAACAAAUUAAUUCUAUUCUCACAUUAA